AUGACCUACGUCGACAUCUCUCAGAAUGUCAACCGCAUGGCCAGCAGCAUAGCGGAGUCGCAUGUCGUUCCAACGAUUCUUCCUGGGAGCAAGAUAUGGUCGACGGAGAAGCGUCGACUGCUGAUCGGCGAUGAGAUGAUGAUGUUGCAGGGAUUCCCGAUCCAUGACUUGCCGUUCGUGAUUGAUCUUACGCAGCAUCAGCUGAGCGAUCUGGCAGGCAACAGGAGCAGUAUGGGUGACUAUGAAGACGUUCGUGGUGCGUCUCAUUCCUUGUCCGAUCUGUUUUCCUACGCCUCGAUCGUAAUCCGGCUUGGGGUGAUGAGCUUCGACGUGGCCUACAUCUCCAUGUGCGAUGCGUAUGACUCCAACAUGAUGGCGUCGGUGCUGAGCCAGUUUCUUCCCCCCAGCCCGCUGCGCGUGGGCGUGCAGGAAGAGCUUCUGAAGCUCGAGGUCUUCCCGCUGCAGGCUGUCGAAGAUGCCACGAAUGGCUUUCACAUUGUCACCUGGUAUCUUGGCAUGGCCGGAGCACUUUCCCUGUUCUUCAUCUACGUCUUGUCGGAGGCCAUGGCGCUGUCCGGCCUCAUGCAGUACGGCCUCCUGGGCCUUGGGGUCCAUUUUGGGCUGGACCAGUGGGACGAGGCCCUGAACCACACUGCGAUCCGCCGCAAAGCGCAGAACGAAAUCCGAAGCAAAUUUAUCGACGACGCCGAAGUCCCUUUUGCCCAAGGCCCCAACCCUUCUUAUCAAGGACAUCAAGGUUAUGGAACUUCAUCUCCCCGCUACGCGACCUAUGAGAAGGGCUUUUCGAUGGGCUCAGCCUCCGACUUCAACAGCACCCGCCUGGAGUCCUACCCGCGCUACGUCGAGGUUGCUGACACUGAAAACUUUGAGGAAGAGGAAGCUGAGGCCGUAAGAGCGCUUGCAGAGAAGCUGGCGAACGAAGAAUCACCCGGUGCGUUGCUGGAUCGUGCGAUCUUCGAGUGA
Messenger RNA from Symbiodinium sp. CCMP2592, 984 nucleotides. The record is from the annotation of a GenBank genome assembly. NCBI's taxonomy places the organism in Eukaryota, Dinophyceae, Suessiales, Symbiodiniaceae.